Priapulus caudatus is the source of this 1880-nucleotide messenger RNA. Its product is annotated as beta-1,3-galactosyltransferase 5-like. The transcript has a single exon. NCBI's taxonomy places the organism in Eukaryota, Metazoa, Priapulida, Priapulimorpha, Priapulimorphida, Priapulidae. Gene Ontology annotation, molecular function: hexosyltransferase activity. Bases 694 to 1749 code for a protein of 351 amino acids. The record is from RefSeq and is a predicted model, not a curated record. Gene Ontology annotation, cellular component: membrane.
UCUCUCUCUCUCUCUCUCUCUCUCUCUCUCUCCGUGUUGUCGUUUUACAUUCGAAAGUUGGCGACUACCACGCACGUUGCCCUAAUUUAGACGCAAAUUUUUCCGCAAUUAUAGCUACCUGGUCAGGAUUUGAUUGCCAACCGUAAGUUAAUUAUAAUCUAGAUUGUAAUCUGGUGCGGUCAUCCGUAUUAUAUAUUAUAUAUUAUAGGCCAUAACAGUCCCCACUACUCUCUGUUCGUGCUGAAUUGUUUUUCUACACUCAAAAUCAUACGGAAUUUGCGGUCAAACUUUGAAUUUGUAUUUGAAUUUUGCACUGAAAUCGUCAGAACAAUAACUCGGAACCUGUUUUGCAUUCAUCUUGUUCUUCUGUUCUUGUUCAUUCUUCUAUGCGUCUCGCUCUACUGCAUGCUCCACUCUAUUCUGAGCUCAACAAGUUCAUCUCUCGGGUCGCGCUAGCUAUAGUACUAUAGCCGGCGUACAGUUCCCGCAGGCCUUGCGGCAGGUGCGCCUGCGUGCCGCCACUGCUUCACGGAUUAGCGAUCACUGGCUCUGCUUGGCUUAUAUUCUGCUGCUGCCCCGCUGCUGCUGCUCGUGCUGCUACUUUCUGUUGGUGCUGCUGCUGCUGCUGCUGCUGGUGGUGGUGGUGUUGGUGGCGGCACGGAGCGGUGCGGUUAAUUGACUCGCAGAGCGACGAUGUCGUGCGGCGUUCGUUUCGUGUCGCGUCGAAUGAAAUCGAAGCACCUAUCGAGUUGCGGGCUCGGAUUUCUAGCAACCGUUUGCGUGCUGCUCGUCUAUACGGGGGUUUCGUCUAACGCGCGCAGUAACGUCGUCGACGAGUACCGACAGACGGGCAUCGCAGCCUACAUAGCGGAGUGCGGCACUCUGCAGACGUUCACGGUGCCACCGCAUGAGCAGCAGUUCAGUUACUUCCUCCCGCAGCUGCAGUGUCCAGAUCGGCCGUGGAUUCUCGCACUGGUCAUCUCGUCUGCCGGGGAUAUGCAGUGCAGAUCGGCGGUGCGCGCUACGUGGGCCGCUCCGCCGCAGGUCGAUGCGAACGUGAGCGAGCCGCUGCGCGUGCUGCACCUCAUAGCCGACGCUCGCAACGCGACGGCCGACAACGAGAUCAUGUUCGAGAGUUACACGCAGGGCGACGUCGUGCAGGGCAACUUCGCGGACUCCUAUCGAAAUCUCACGUUGAAAUCCAUCAUGGGUCUGCACGUCGCUUCCAGCGCGUGUCCCCGGCGACCGUCGCUCGUCGUCAAGAUAGACUGCGACACGCUACUCAACGUCGAAAAACUUCUGGAGUUCGCGAACGGCGAGAGAGACGAGGACGCCAUCUACGGAUUCCUUCUCGACAAGGACAGGCCGAUACGGCGGCCGAGCAGCAAGAACUACGUGACGAGGAGCGAGUACGACGGAGACGUGUACCCGCCGUUCAUCGCCGGCUUCUUCUACGUCAUGACGGGAGACGUGCCGGCGCGCCUCUACGCGGAGGCGGCGAGCAGCAAGCGACAACUGCUACAUCUCGAAGACGUCUUCGUGACGGGCCUGCUCGCCGAACGCGUCGGCGUGAGGCGGCGCCAUCUAGCGGGCGUGAUGCGAAGGAAACCCGCUACGUGGGAUGAGAUGAAUUCGGCGGUCGCCAUGCACUCUUUAACUCCGAGAGAGAUGACGGGCAUUCACAAAAAGAAGACGAAGCUUCGGCGACAGGAGAAGCGACAUCGCGAACAUAUGAGGGAUCCUAAGUGAUCGAUCUAUGAUCUAGAACCUAUAGGAUCUUAACUUCCAUUUAACUUGUCCGUAUUGCGUAAUUGUGCAUCGUAUUGCAAAUGUACGUGUCGCAUGUAAAUAUAAUCAUAUUUAAUCAGCUAGUACCGGAA